Molecule: messenger RNA, 1410 nt
Organism: Brassica napus (rape)
Lineage: Eukaryota; Viridiplantae; Streptophyta; Magnoliopsida; Brassicales; Brassicaceae
Product: probable WRKY transcription factor 10
Exons: 4
Coding region: 1-705 (234 amino acids)
Biological process (GO): regulation of DNA-templated transcription
Molecular function (GO): DNA-binding transcription factor activity; sequence-specific DNA binding
Source: RefSeq, a predicted model, not a curated record
AUGGUGGAAGAGGUGAUGGUGGUGAAGGAUCAUAUAAUCCACAACGGCGGUAGUGGAAGAAAAAACAGUGGAGAUGAUGACAAAAAUGAUGGAAGCACGGAUAGUUUUAUUUUCUUUGGUUACUUCUUUUUCCAGAUUGCCCCUCCUUCUCCAGUUGCCAUUAUCGGGCCUCCAGAGAUGGUGGAAAGUUCCGGUGGCAAUCAUGCAACAAUGAUGAUAUCCAACAACGGUCUUCCUCAUCAGCGGAUGGACGAUGAUCAGGCUCCUGAAGAUCACAACAUUAUUGAUCUAAACGUCGUUCCUUCAUCUCCAAAAACAAGGGAAGAUGAGGUAUCAAACAUUAUUGGAACCUUAAGAACGGGCAGAUACAAUGAAGGGGUCAUAAUUCAAAUGGAAAGUGAAGAAAACAAUCUUGACGAUGGUUAUAGCUGGAAAAAAUAUGGUCAGAGACUCAUCAUGGGGAACCAAAAUACGAGGAGUUACUACAAAUGCACAUUCGCUGGGUGCGAUGUGAAGAAGCAUGUGGAGAGAAGAGCAGACAAUGUGAAGUUAUUGGUGAUUACAUACUAUGGGAAUCAUGAGCACGAUGCACCAGUUCAACGCAGAAAGUGUUACUCUCUAAAGAAGAGGUCAGGUUCUUCAAUGUUUCAAGAUGCUAGCAAUCGAACCCCUCGUGUCAACAGCUCAGAAGGGGAAACAGUUUGAUUGUAUCAAUCAUAUAGUCAUAUUAUACUUCAUUAAUAGAUUCGUAUGUAACAUGCCUGAUUAUAUCCAUCUUCCUUGAUGUCAAGCCAUUAAGUAUUUGGGAUUAGCUAUGAUAUUUUUCUUUACAAGAAGUGUGUGAAGCCUUAAGUUUCAAGCCUUUGACUUGCUUUCCGAAUAAGCGAGAAAGUGUGAAAUUGAAUUGGGUUUAAUAUUCUUUUUAUGCUUUGCAGUACUUAGUUAUAUUUUACUUGCCAGAAACUCUCAAAUUUCUAUGGUUACAGCCACUACUUGAGUCUGACUAACAGAUUCAAAGUCGCUAGAUAUAACUCAAAUACAUUUAAUGUUUUUUUCGUUUCUUAUCUAUCAAGACAUUAAUUGUCUAUACAUAUAAUGGAUCAUAUUUUUAAAGAAAAGGAAUCAUUUUGAAGAAAGUUUUUUGUUGUUGAUUUCUAGACAUAUAUAUAUAUAUAUAUAUAUAUAUAUAGUGUUUCUUUCCAUGUGUCUCUAUUUUUAUAUAUUGUAUUAGUCUAAUAGGUUUGAUCUGUAUUACAUUUGAAUUCCUUGUAUUAUAACCAGAGCCAGCAUGAGCUCAUUGGGUUGAAACAUUUUAAUGAGACUCUAUCAUAUUUAACAGUCCCAAAUUGUUGCAAAACAUUAUAUUUAUAUAUUAGUUUGUAGAAAUAAUGAAUUAACAUGAUAUAUAUG